GGUCCUGAUGCGCGCGAGAUCUCCUCCUCCCAUUAUCUGGGGUACUUGCUCGCAUCGCAUAAUAGUCGGACCGCUAGGGAGGAGGAAGACAGGGAGGGAUAGAGAGGGAGACAUAGGCUCUUAUAUAGGGAAUAUCUGAUUUCCUACGCGCAGCGACUAAUCUUCGUCACUCCGCGUCGAAAAGGCUUCUGUAUUUGUCGCACGCUGAAACUCCGAAACGCAUCCCCAGCAGCGUGACAGUCGCGCAGUCGCCCAGCGCAGGCAGCGCAGCGCAGCAGCCAGCUCAGCAGCAUGGCUGACGUGGACCCGACCGUGUUUGUGCUGGUAGUGGUGGCGAUGCUGCUAAUGGCCGCCGGAGCGGUAUCCUGGUUCAUGUCAUCGACUAGACCGGCGAAAGACCCUGCUGCUAAACGACGGGCGGGCGACGAAGAGGAGGAAGCGGAGGCGGCGGAAGGCGGAACGGCGACGGCGGGUGGUCGACGGAGAGGAGGGGGGGCGGCGGCGGGUGGGGGAGCGCGCGGAGGGGCCGCGCGGAUGCGGAUGCGGAGAAACCGACAGGCGGCGGCGGCUGCUGCGGCGGAAGAUGAGGGUCACGCGGACAGGGAGGGGGGGGAGGGGCGGAGGGAGGAGGAGGAGGAAGAGGACGAGGGGGGAGCGGGAGCGGACGGACGGAGGGAUCGCAGGAGACGAGAGAGAGAGGCGAGACGACAGGCGGAGGCAGCAGCACGGGAGGCGAAGGAGGAGAAGCGGGACGCGUACGCGGAGAGGCAGAGGCAGAAGGAGGCGGAGAGAGAGGCGGAGGAGGCAAAGAAGGCGCAAGAGGCGGCGGAGGCAGAGGCGCGGCGGCAGCAGGAGGCGCAGGAGGAGCUGGACUCGUGGAAGGGCAUGUUCUCGGUGGAGGGGGAGGGCACGGUGCAGGGGGACGAGGAGGAGGAGAGCCAGGGGCUGCUGGGCGAGUUCACGGACUACAUCCGGCGCCACAAGUGCGUGCUGCUGGAGGACCUUGGAGCGCGCUUUGGGCUCAGAGCGGUGGACGUGGUCAACCGCGUCGUAGCACUCGAACAAAUGGGGCGCAUAUCAGGAGUGAUGGACGACAGAGGCAAGUUCAUCUUCAUCUCUCCGGAGGAAAUGAAGGCUGUAGCCAGCUACAU
Molecule: messenger RNA, 1151 nt
Organism: Closterium sp. NIES-67
Lineage: Eukaryota; Viridiplantae; Streptophyta; Zygnematophyceae; Desmidiales; Closteriaceae
Source: the annotation of a GenBank genome assembly